AAAAGAUCUGGUGGAUUGAACGUAAGAUCGAUAAAAGAAGAUGGCAUUGAAUCGAUGGCGCUUAGUAGUUAUCUAACAAAGCUUGGAACUUCAGACUCGAUUGAAGCUCACAUUAACACGCAAUCUUUAAUCGGCACAUUUAAUAUUGAAAAAUUUAGUUCAGCGUCUACACAAUUUAACUUAAAUAAAGUUUAUCAAUUAAACAGUAAGGUUUUACAAAAAAUGUCGUUUGAUGUCAUGAAGGAGCGCUUGCAUCAAAUAGGCAUGGACUCUGCAGAAUUUUGGUAUUUUAUCAGAGGUAAUAUAGAUAGAUUCUCUGGCGUCAAUGAGUGGUGGCAGAUAUGCAAGUCUCAUAUUAACCCUAUUAUUCUUAACGAGGAAUUUAUAAAAAUUGCAUUAGAUAUGUUACCUCAAGGCAACUUUGAUAAAAACACAUUAUCAGAAUGGGUAAAGGCUAUACGACAGAAAAUAGACAUAAAGACAAAAGAUUUAUUCAUACAAUUACGUUUAGCACUAACAGGAAAAGAAGCUGGACCAGAGCUUGCUAAAUUACUGAUUUUCAUAGGCAGAGAAAAGAUUAUCACUAGGUUAAAAAAAAAGAAAUAAAAUAGCUUCAAAAUUCCUAAAUUUAGGUAUUGCAUUUUAAAUACAUAUAUUAUACCCCAAUGUAUAUUUAUUAUGAAUAAUUUUAGUCGAGGCUAGAGUUAUGUGUAUAGUGCAAAAUCCAGAAGAAUGCAUUAAGGAUUUCAUUCCAUCUUGUAAAAAACACUGGGAGUAAGUUAGAUCAAAUAAUAGAUAAAUUCACAAAGAAAAGUAAAAUGGGCUUGAUGCGGUAUUCUAAAGUAUCUAAAGGGAUGAAGUAAAGAAGAUGAAUUUUGGAAUACCUUUUUUAAUAAGAUAACAUGUUGUCGGGCAUUUUAAUAUCACCAUUAUUCAUGGUUGGCGGGUAAUUCUUAAUUUGUUUACUCCAGUUUUACUAUGCCGCCAAGUUUUAAAGUGGAUUAACAUUGGAUAUAGAAGGUAUAUGUGUAGAAGUAAUGGCCAGAUAAUUGUAAAAAAGUUAUUUAAUGCUGAUUUUAACACUGUUGGCGGUACAUUAAAAUCGCUUGUUUUUUUUCUAAGCCAUUAGAAGAAGGGCAGAAGAAAUACCGCUAUUGCAACAAGUUGACGAUAGUCUUGAGAUUGCGAGAAGGAAUAUGAAAGCUGCAGAGCAGCAUAGGGAAUUUAUUGCCGAGAUUGACAAAAAAAGUGAAAUUACCUCUAAAAGUUCAUUCAGAUAAGAUAAAUGCUGCUAAAAACAAUCAAUCAGCCUUAAAAUCUGGGGACAUUGAUCAAAAAUAUCAGUGAUUUUUUAGAGUACAUUUAUCGGGUGUGAUAAAAUCGCUAAAUGUCAGCUUUUGGUAAAGCUGGGUCCAAUAUCGAGAACCAAUAAGUUUUUAAAGGUAAGUCGUAGUAGUAUGGCGCAGUUCAUCGUCAUCAGAUCUUGUGAGGGUUAUAGUAGUGAUUGGGCGCAAUAUACGUUUGAAUAACAUAGGGACGACGCGUUGAAUUGCUUAACAUUGAGCAUUGAGGAUGUGAAAAAUUUGACAGCCAAUGUAAAGAUAUACUCGAAGAGUAUAGUCAAGAUGCCAAGUUGCAUGACCUGCUGUAUACCUCGAUAUUUAACAUGUUGUAUAAAAAUAAUAAGGAAUUGGAGUAGUUGUGCAAGUUGAAAGAAUUUGCUAACAACGCCUUGUAAGGAACGAUAGGCAUUACAAAUAUGAGAGAAGUGGGAAUAAUGGUGCUGCCUUUGCCAUCAUGUCGGCGCUUUAGCGUUAUGUAGCAACGCACCUGAAGGCAAGAAAGAUGGCGAAUAGACUGCCUGUGGUGGAUAAUAGAAAAAUUUUUUUUCCUAUGUUCCUCUUGGCAUGCUUUUUUAACAUGUCUUCUGUUUCUUUCUCUUCACCUUUUAUUGGAUGUAGGAAGAAGGGUAAGACUUAAAUAAAGUAUUAAUUAACUUAGCGUCUUAUCUUGAUGAGAAAAAAAAGAAAUAAGUGUUAAUAAAUUUGUUGAUGCCAUAGAAAUAAUCAGCAAUAAAUUAGCAGAUUUUUGAUCUUAGUCACUAUAGAUCAAUCAUUGUAACAUUUUACUUAGAAGAAUCACGCGAGUGUGCAGAAAGAAUAGAGGUAUUUACCAAAAAAAAGCAGCUGAAGAUUUAGUUGACGCUAAGAUAAUUCUCCGCGAUCAAGAUAAAAUUGCUAAAGAUCAAGCUGAGAUUGGGAGAGGUUUAGAUAAACUUAACAAGGAUCAAGAUAAAUUCAGCAAUGCGCUACAAGGCUUUGAGCAGACUUUGAUGAACUCCUUGCGUGUUUAA
Messenger RNA from Cinara cedri, 2353 nucleotides. The record is from the annotation of a GenBank genome assembly. NCBI's taxonomy places the organism in Eukaryota, Metazoa, Arthropoda, Insecta, Hemiptera, Aphididae.